Molecule: messenger RNA, 2150 nt
Organism: Pieris brassicae (large cabbage white)
Lineage: Eukaryota; Metazoa; Arthropoda; Insecta; Lepidoptera; Pieridae
Gene: serpin-10
Product: serpin B4
Exons: 8
Coding region: 134-1603 (489 amino acids)
Molecular function (GO): serine-type endopeptidase inhibitor activity
Source: RefSeq, a predicted model, not a curated record
UGCGGCGUCUUCCGUGAACGUCAUUCUCCAUCGAGCACAGCGUAUAAACGGCCGUGCUUUGCCGCGCAAUUUGACAUUUUAGUGGUUUUUUUUAUUAUCGUCUACAGCCAGCACACAUUGGCUGUAAGAAGUGAUGAAGACAUUUGUUAUAGUCCUGGUGAUCUGUAUUGGCUUAUCUUCGGCAAGAUGGCUACGACGUGGGAAAGCAAAUCAACCCAAAGAAACUAGCUUUAUUGGAGAGGCUACCAAUGAACUGUCAACAGCACUAUUACAGGGCUACAUUGAUGACACUAACAACAUUGUGUUUUCUCCCCUGGGCUAUUCAUCUAUUCUUGCAAUUUUGGCUGAGGGCGCCCAAGGAGAAACUAAAGAUCAGUUGGUGAAUGCACUUCAUCUCCCCAAAGAUGAGAAACUUAUCAGAAAGAAUUAUCGCUACAUAAUGGAAAGAUUAAAAUACACAAAUAAAUUUGAAUACAACAAACCUGAGUUACAAAAUUAUUUCUAUGUGUACAAAAACUACUCUAUCAAUGAAGACUAUAAGAAAAUACUGCAAGAAUUCUACUUAACAGAUGUAAGAUCUGUAGAAAGAUAUUCAAACCUCGGUGAAGAUGAGGAAGACAAAAAAAUGCAAGAUAUCGAACCUCCAAACGAAAAUGAGGAGAAACUCAUAACAUAUGCUGUUGAAGAUAAACCAGAGAAAAUUGAUUUAUCGCAAAUAACUUACAAACCAGCUAAAAAUAUUAAAGAACAAAUUAAAUUAGUCAAAAUUUCUAACGAAGAAGUAAGUAACGAUGAAGAAGAGACCAUGGUAGCUGAUGAAGCUAGGAACCAUAUUAGAAACCAACGCGUGCUCAUGAACAAAAAUGAUAUUGCUUCAAGUAUUUCUGUAAAUGGUGUUGGGAAAAAGGACAGUGAUCCAAAAUCAACCUCAAUUAUGAUAAUCUUCAACGGUAUGUACUUCAGAGGCUCAUGGAAGAAGCCGUUUGAUGUCAUUGAACCUGGUCUAUUCUAUAAAUCCAACUCUGUGAAGAAACAUGUAAUGAUGAUGAAGACUAGAGGAAAAUUUAUGACUGGAUCGUUGCCGGAGUUGGAUAGUGAGGCACUGCUUCUGCCGUAUGAUGGUGAUAGAUACGCUUUACUAGUAGUAAAUCCAAGAUCCCGAGACGGUCUCAUGAGACUAACAGCAGACCUUCCAUCGGCUUCUAUUUCUGAGAUCAAGGAUAGUCUUUUUGAAGAGGAUCUUCAAGUGUCACUGCCGUCUUUCUACGUCAGUACUACUACGAAACCCGUCGCUGCUUUAGCUAAGUUUGGUGUAAGCCGAAUAUUUGGCCGUGACGCAGAACUAUCGGGAAUAUCAUCUAAGGAAGGGCUGUUCGUUCAGGAACUGGUUCAGAAUGUUGUCGUGAGGGUAGACAAUACUAAUUCAUCUGCGUCGCUUAUAGCCGCGAGCGAUGUUGUGGAGCUCAAGAAUGCACCUUCGACCGAGCCACGGCGUUUCUGCGUUGAACAUCCGUUUGUGUUUUACAUCAUUGACUGCUCGGAUAAUUUAGUUGUUGUUGCUGGAAAGGUCAAUGACCCUGAACCACCUAAUGAUAAUUUUUAAAGUGUCUUAAUUUGAAGAAAGCUCUUUGGUUGUUAUAACUUAUGCCUGUGCAGUUAUAUCUGUAUUUAGUUUGGUAAUACCAAACUUAAAGAAAAUUUGAGAUUUAUCAACGAGCAGCUAAGAUAACAUUUUUUAUGUCUCCUUAUUUAUAGUCAGCUUUAUAUACAAGUAGUGUAGUCCAAACUCCAAUAGAUUAAAUAACGUCCGUGACUAAUCGAGUUAAAAUAAAUCACAGUUCUCAAAAAUAAAAAGUUAUAUAUUACGUUACUAACACAUCUACAAUAUGUUUUUGUACACUCCUGCGCUUGUACAAUUUGCAAGACAGGCUUAGGGUUUAGAAUUAACAAUUACUAGGUAUAAUUUAUUUCAAUAAUUUUUAAGACUUAUCACAAUAGUGUAAUAUACAUUGUGAUAAGUUAUAAAAUGACUGAAAUGUAGAUGUUGGGUUAUAACCAGAAGCAUUUGAUAGUGAAAAAGUACACUUUAAUUUUAGUUUGUUGUAAGUUAUUUAAGAUAUGUGAUUUUAAGGUUAAAUUAUUUAUUUUCU